AUGUCGUCUCCUGCGGCGGUAGCGGCAGCGGUGGGCGGCGGCGAGGGGCCGGCGGCGUCCUUCCUGGAGGACCUGGAGGACCUGGAAAAUGAGGACCAGACGCCGGCUGUUGGGGAGGAGCCGGCGGCAGGUCUCGACGACGAGGAGGUGUCCUCUCCUUCCACCUCCUCCGCCGAGAUCGCCGCCGCCGCAGCAGCAGCGGUAGCAGCAACAGCAGCAGAAAACCCUAGCUCCAACGGAGGCCACCGCCUCUCCGCCGCGUCCGAGCCCGUUCCGAGCGGCGCCGACGAGCUGGCUGCGCCGGAGGACGGCUCCGCCGCCCCGGACUGCAAGCGGCGGAAGACGGAGGGCGGAUCGGCGGCGGCGGCGGCGGCGGCGGCGGCGGUGGAGGAGGCGAAGGGGCCUCCUGCGGCAGCGGCGGCGGAGGACUCGCGGCGGCUGUUCCAGCGCCUGUGGACGGACGACGACGAGAUCGCCAUCCUGCAGGGCUUCCUGGCCUUCAGCUCCCAGAGGAGUUCCUCCCUCCACCACCACCAGGACACGGGGGCCUUCUACGACCAGAUCAGGGCGCGCAUACAGCUGGACUUCAACAAGAACCAGCUGGUGGAGAAGCUCCGCCGCCUGAAGAAGAAGUACCGCAACAUCACCAACAGGAUCCGCUCCGGCAAGGACUACGCCUUCAAGAGCCCCCACGACCAGGCCGCCUUCGACCUCUCCGCCAAGAUCUGGGGCUCCGCCGCCGCCGCCGCCGCCCCUGACGACGAGGACGACGAGGAGGAGGACGGCGGCGGCGACCGCUGGAGGCGUCACCGAAAGCGGCCCACCGCCGCCGUCGCCGCCGCUCCGGUGGAGGUCAAGGCGGCGGGAGGGCCUAUGCCGGUGCCGAACGUGAUCGAGGAGACGAUGAGGAGCUGUCUCUCGCCGAUGUUCAAGGAGCUGCUGCACUGCGCUAGCCCCCUGGCGGCGGUCGCUGGCGGGUGGGGCGGGCUCGGGCUCAGCCCUCUCCCUUUCGGCCUCGGCGGCGGCGGCGCCAACGCCAAGGCGCCCACCGCGGCGGCGGACGCCAAGUGGCGCAAGCAGCAGAUCCUCGAGCUGGAAGUCUUCUCUCGCCGCAUUGACCUCAUGCAGGAGCAGAUCAAGCUCGUGCUGGCGGAGCUCCGUUCGGCCAGGUGA
This is a messenger RNA of Spirodela intermedia, 1173 nucleotides long. The record is from the annotation of a GenBank genome assembly. Lineage: Eukaryota; Viridiplantae; Streptophyta; Magnoliopsida; Alismatales; Araceae.